Rhopalosiphum padi (bird cherry-oat aphid) is the source of this 387-nucleotide messenger RNA. RefSeq lists its product as uncharacterized. Bases 43 to 387 code for a protein of 114 amino acids. The transcript has 3 exons. Lineage: Eukaryota; Metazoa; Arthropoda; Insecta; Hemiptera; Aphididae. The record is from RefSeq and is a predicted model, not a curated record.
UUCCUGUUAAAUUUUUACGCGUACUCUCAAACCCAAAACACGAUGGCGUCCAUGGCAAUUUUAUUUAUGCUACUUGCGGUCACUUUUCGCAUACAGGCGAUUCACAAUGUACCUGAUAUCUUUCCAGAAACAGAACCAGGACAAGAGCUCCCGGAUACACAAGUCAUCGUGGAUAGAAUCAAAGAUUCCUGUCCACCAUUCGGAUCACCAGACGAACAAUUUAAAGUGAUGGUGUUGGGCAGUUUAAAUCCACCGGCAGGCGGAUGUGCUUCUAUGCGAGCAGAAAUUGGCGAUAAAGUACCAGCGUUUGAAGUUUUACUGGGCGAUAUUGAUAAUAGCGUUAGAUUCGUUAGACGUCAUCAAAAAUUGGCAUCAAUUGACUUAUAA